This is a messenger RNA of Phasianus colchicus (ring-necked pheasant), 704 nucleotides long. RefSeq names its product C-C motif chemokine 3-like. Gene Ontology annotation, molecular function: chemokine activity. Lineage: Eukaryota; Metazoa; Chordata; Aves; Galliformes; Phasianidae. Gene Ontology annotation, cellular component: extracellular region. The record is from RefSeq and is a predicted model, not a curated record. Gene Ontology annotation, biological process: immune response.
CCUAAAGCACCACAGGCAGGGUGUGAAGAGGGGCUGGAACAGCACCAGCCAGGGAGAGGAAUUUCCAUUCCCCAGUUGCCCUUUAGUAACAGCAACGACCGGUUCUUCCCCUGGGGAGAGUCCAGAGCUGUCAUGGAAAUCCUGGUCAGGGGCUAUAUAAUGCUGAGGUACAAGCAGGUAGCACUCAGAAGCACCAAACCAGCAAGAGCUACUGGAUCCUGGAGCUGACAGACAUCCAGAUUGGACAUGAAGGUCUUCUCCUUGGCCAUGGUCACUCUGCUGCUCGCUGCUGUCUGGACUGAAAGCUGGGGCAAAUCCUUCCGCAGCUCCUACAGCUCCUGCUGCUACAAGAACAUGUUCAUCCAGAGGGAAAUCAACACCUCGCUCAUCCGCAGCUAUCGGGAAACACCUCCAAACUGCUCCCGCAGAGCCGUUAUCGUGGAGCUAAAGAAGGGGAAGAAGUUCUGCGUGGACCCUGCAGAGGGCUGGUUCCAGCAGUACCUGCAGGGAAAGAAGCUGAGCAACGCCUCAACGUGAGCCGCCACCAACACCAGCUCUAUUUCUGUGUACCCUGCCAUGGCCUGUCAGUGCCUGUAAUGACUCGUUAACUCAUGAAGCCAGGUCUGCUUUGUUCCCAUCUGUCCCACUUCACACUACUGUACAGUUCUACUGAGAUUUAAUAAAGCUACUUGCUCUGACCUGCA